AUGCUUUCAGUUUAUGAGAAACAACUGCUUAUGGACCUGUGGCACAAACUGAUACCAGUGGCAGAAGAUAUUGGAGGUGAAGCACUGUACAGGAUGUUUACGACGUUUCCCAAAACCAAGACAUAUUUCAGUCACCUGGACCUCAGUCACGGUUCUGAACAUUUGCGUUCUCUUGGGAAGAAGGUCGUGGAGGCCAUAGCAGAGGGCACGAUGCACAUAAGCACUCCACUUUUUACCACCAGUCUGGGCUACCUCAGCAGAUAUCAUGCCUAUCAGCUGAGAAUACAUCCGACCAACUUCAAGCUGUUUAAUCACUGUAUGCUGGUGACUUUAGCUUGUCAUUUGGGGGAUGAGUUCUCUGCUGAUGAACAUGCAGCAACCGACAAGUAUCUCUCAGCUUAUGCAGCAGUGCUGGCUGAGAAGUUCAGAUAA
Neoarius graeffei (lesser salmon catfish) is the source of this 432-nucleotide messenger RNA. RefSeq names its product hemoglobin alpha embryonic-4 (gene hbae4). Gene Ontology annotation, cellular component: hemoglobin complex; haptoglobin-hemoglobin complex; blood microparticle. The transcript has 3 exons. Gene Ontology annotation, biological process: oxygen transport; hydrogen peroxide catabolic process. Gene Ontology annotation, molecular function: peroxidase activity; oxygen binding; organic acid binding. The record is from RefSeq and is a predicted model, not a curated record. The coding region runs from base 1 to 432 and encodes 143 amino acids. Lineage: Eukaryota; Metazoa; Chordata; Actinopteri; Siluriformes; Ariidae.